GGGAAAAAUUUGACGUUUCAAUUUGCAAACCAACAUUUUCUGUUUGAAAUCACUUUGUUUUACUUACGGACGAAAAUAAUUAAAAUUCUUUACAAAUAAAAUACAAACUCUUUAAAAUAGUUAACAAAAUCCAUAAACAAUGGCAUUCCAGAGAAGUUCUAUGCGCUAUGCCCACACCAAUGGUCAUACAAGUCUCACGUACACCGAAAAUGGAGAAUAUAUCAUAACUUGUGGAUCUGAUGGUGAUAUUCGUAAAUGGAAGGGGAUCGAUGAUGAUGAUCCCUCAUCAAAUUGUUUGGGGGAAUUUGUGAUUUGCAUUGCCCACUACGACAAAAGACUUCUGGCUUCUACGGAUCUGAACACUGUCCAGGCUUACACGUUCCCCGAGAUUGAUCGUGAUGGCACAGAAAUGCGCUUUACAGCUGCAGUCACAUGUUUGAAAGUCAAUAAAAAUUUUAUAGCCGCUGGUUCGGAAGAUACAACCAUAAAGGUGACUCUUCGGGGAAAGACUGAAGGAGAAUUCACUCUGGAAGGACAUUCUGGACCCAUUCUAGCCAUCGACUUGGGUGUGAAUGAUCUCUUGGCAUCAGUAGCCGGAGAUGGAUGCUUAAAAAUAUGGAAUCUGACAGAGAAGAAAGAAAUCAAGACGAUUUCUGGGCUUGCCAAGCUCAAGACAUUCGAUGAUGCUAAGUGCUUUGGAACUCCCUCAUUUGAACCACAAACUGGCAGCUGUUUAGCCUAUGUCAGAGGCAAGGAAGUAAUUGUCCUCAACACCAGCACCUGGGAGACCCAGUUCACACUCACAGAUGAUAACAUCACCAGCGAAUACAGCUGCUGUGAGUUCUCAGCCGAUGGUCAGUUCAUUGCAGCUGGCACACGAAUUGGAGAACUCUCAGUCUUUAACUUUUCACGAAAGACAACUGUAAAGUGUGAAACUUCGAACAGUGAAUGUCAUGGCAUCACAGCCCUCGCAUGGAAUCCAAGCAACAACACUGAAGUGGCAUUCUGUGACUCCACCGGUCAGUUGGGCACAAUUGUCUCCGGAGAAAUAGCUUCCAAUGACUUUCUAGAUGAUGUCGCUAUGGAAGAAAAUAGUGUGGACAAUGCUCUUGAUGGAUUUGAAUUCCAGAAUGGCGAUGUCGAAGAAGAAGACGAUGACAAUUGUGUCUCCUUGGAGAAGCUAAAAAAUGAUACAAUGCGUAAAAACGGUUUACAAACCGAUGAAGAAUCUCGAGACUCUAGAGAAUCACGAGCCAGAACUCAUCGUUCGGUUAGUGUUGAGCGUCCAGUUGGAAUUGUGUACAAAAUGCAGCAACCCUUUCAACCUAGUUCCACCCCAAGUGAUCUUGAACACAGAUACCUCGUCUGGAAUAAUGUUGGUAUUGUCCGGGCCCAUUCAGAUGAUGGAGAUGGUUCCAUUGAUGUGGAAUUCCAUGAUGCCAGUGUCCACCAUUCCCUUCAUAUCACAAACUACAAUAAUCACACAAUGGCAAGUUUGAGCUCUGCGGCUUUGGCUCUUUCUGGAGAUUCAUCUACCAAGCUGGUGUGCAUUGCCCUAGCGGCAUCUGGCAACAAGGAAUGGUCCGUAGAAAUGCCAGAUUGUGAAGGUGUAGUCGCUUUGGCCGCGUCAAACAAACUGGUAGCCGUUGCCACAGAUAUGCGUUUCUUGAGAAUUUUCACUGUAAUGGGAACACAAAGGGAAGUUAUUUCUAUUCCCGGACCAGUUCUAGCAAUGGCUGCCUUUCAGGAUCGUCUGAUGGUUUGCUAUCACAAUGGAGCUGCAAGUGAGGAUCAGCAUAUUUCCGCACUGCUUCUGCAAACCAUUGGAUUGACAGUUCGCACGAAGGAGAUUCGUGUUCCACUGCUGACUGCAAGGAAACUGACUUGGAUUGGAUACUCUGACUGUGGUUCGCCAGUAAUGUCGGACACAAUGGGUCUGGUACAGAUGUACAGUAUGAAGACCAAUUGUUGGUAUCCAGUUUGUGAUACCAUGAAACAUAGUCAAAGUGUUUCGAAUAACUUCUUCUUAAUUGAUGUCUCCGAGAGAUCCCAAAUUAUUCAAGCGGUUUUGUGUCGAGGUUGUUCAUAUCCAAUGACAAAUCCCCGACCUAUGAUGACUGAGUUGCCAAUGCAAAUGCCAGUUUGUGACUUGGAAUCGGAGCGAUCAGGUCUCGAGGAGCUUCUGAUUCGGUCUUCUAAUUUUAAUGUUGAAAAUUCUGAGAAAAGUAUCAAAGAAACUGCCAUCAAAUUGUUUGCUAUUGCUUGUCGAGCUGAAAUGGAAGCACGUGCUAAGGAACUAAUUGAAAUGAUUGCAUCGCCAGCUUUAUUGCCAUUGGCUGUGAAAUAUGCAACAAAAUUGGGUAGGAUACAUUUGGCUGAUAAACUAAGCGAACUAUUGCCACAAUUGGAAGAAACGGAAAAAGAGCGAGAAAAUGAAUUACGAGAGAUCGAAUCCGAUGCCCUGGAAAUAAUCCAAAAUAGCCCAUUGAAUGCCAGUCUUCUUCUGGUUCAAGCUGCCAAAAAUUCAUCUCAAAACACAACUCCAAAACUUGCUCCUAAACCAAUGACAUUGAGUAAUCAAAAGCGUAAUCCCUUCAAAAGAACAUCCAUCAGACUCCCAACAGAAACAGACAUUGUUGCUGAACAAUCCAUAGAUUAUGGAUUGAAACAAAUAGAACUGAGAAAACAAUUAGAGGAAAAAGCUAGACGUGAUGAAAUCAAGGCCAAAAAUGCCGAAAUCAAACAGAAGCGUAAAGAAGCCGAACAAAAAUCUCAACAGAAAGAUGUCGCUGAUAGCCAAUCUUCGGUCAUUCCAGACAGCCAAGCGGGCGAUGAAAAUGUUGCCAAAAACCAGAUUCCUCCUGGUACAAAUUUCUUCUCUUGGUUUACCAAAAACAAAAUAAAUUUCGAAAAUGAAAAUCCCAAUUUAACAGGACCAGAAAUUACAAAAUUAGCAAUGCAGCAAUUUAAGGCACUCGGUGGUGGUAAGGCAGCUGCUCCUUCGCCGCCACCGGUGGCAACUUCAGCUAAACGUAAACUUGACACAGAUGGUGCUAAACCAAAAGCCAAAAUUUCGACUUUCGCCAAAUUGGCUAAAUUCGAUUUUAAUAAUUAAGAAACAAAAUGAUUCAUAUUUUAUUGUUGAUUUAUAUGUUUUAUGUUUUAAGUAGAUGUUAAGAAUAUAUGUUUUGUAUUAUUAAUUUAUUAUAAGUCUCGA
Messenger RNA from Eupeodes corollae, 3217 nucleotides. It is a transcript of the gene Ctf4, whose product is annotated as WD repeat and HMG-box DNA-binding protein 1. The transcript has 11 exons. The record is from RefSeq and is a predicted model, not a curated record. Gene Ontology annotation, biological process: DNA-templated DNA replication; mitotic cell cycle; DNA repair. The coding region runs from base 140 to 3115 and encodes 991 amino acids. NCBI's taxonomy places the organism in Eukaryota, Metazoa, Arthropoda, Insecta, Diptera, Syrphidae. Gene Ontology annotation, cellular component: nuclear replication fork. Gene Ontology annotation, molecular function: protein binding; chromatin binding.